Medicago truncatula (barrel medic) is the source of this 686-nucleotide messenger RNA. RefSeq names its product pathogenesis-related protein PR-1 type. Gene Ontology annotation, cellular component: extracellular region. The transcript has a single exon. The coding region runs from base 93 to 584 and encodes 163 amino acids. The record is from RefSeq and is a predicted model, not a curated record. Lineage: Eukaryota; Viridiplantae; Streptophyta; Magnoliopsida; Fabales; Fabaceae.
CAUUACUAGAGCCCCAAGCCCCCAACAUUUAUCAUCCAACACCUACUACACCACAACAUUUAGCAUUCUGAAAUUAAUUACUAAGAACCAAAAUGGGUUCACUUUCUCUAUUGUGUGUUUUGGGAUUAAUACUCAUUGUGGGCAGUCAAGUUGCAAUAUCCCAAGACUCACCAGCAGACUAUGUGAACGCCCACAAUGCAGCAAGAUUUGUGAUUACCAGUGCUAAAAUUCCAAAUAUUGUUUGGGAUGAAAAAGUUGCUGCUUUUGCACAGAACUAUGCUAAUAAACGCAAGGAUUGUAAACAGAUCCCUUCAGGCAGUGGUGGCCGUUAUGGCGAGAAUAUUGCGGUGAGCACCGGCUACAAGAGUGUCAGAGAUGCAGUGAAGAUUUGGGUGGAGGAGGAGCCACACUAUGAUCACUAUAAUAACUCAUGUGUUGGUGGUGAAUGUCUUCAUUAUACCCAGGUGAUAUGGGAAAAAUCACAACGUGUUGGAUGUGGCAAAGUGAGAUGUGAUAAUGGAGGCACAUUCAUUACUUGCAAUUAUGACCCACCUGGUAACAUUGCUGGUCAAUUACCGUACUAAGUGACUCAGAUCAAUAUUUUUAUGCAGUAGUAUAUAUUUUUAUAAGUGACUUCCCUCUCUUAUUCUCUCUCACUCUAUCUCCUCAAAGAGAUCGAUCUUGGA